AUGGACAAGGCCAAAGAACGCAUCAACUCGAUUGCAAAGCACAUAAGCUCGGCCAAUAAGGACGAGAAGGAUUCUGCUGCUCCCAAUGUCCUAGAAGCAGCUGUAACGACAACACAAACUCCAGCGAAACGCAAACUGGCUCUCGCAGCUGAGAAGCAGAAAAGGGAGUCUUGGGCCGAUGCUGUUGAAGAACUCGAAACACGACGCAAACUAGCUGCGGUCCUUAACGAAGAAGACCCAGGAAUACAAAGACAGAGAUUGCAAGGCAAACUCACUGCCAGAGAACGUGUAGCUUUGAUUUUGGAUGCUGGUAGUUUGCGUGAAUGGGGUUCUACAGCUGGGAAAGCAAUUCGAGAUCCAAAGACUGGCAAGCUUAAAGAGUUUGUGAGAGCAAACUUCGUGGCUGGAAGAGGCAAGAUUCGAGGGAAGGACGUGAUUGUUGGUGCUGAUGAUUUUUCUGUUCGUGGUGGACAUGCUGAUGGUGGAAUCGCUAGAAAGUCGCUUUACACGGAGCAAAUGGCAAUUGAACUCCGUUUGCCGUUGAUAAGAUUAUUGGACGGCAGUUCUGGAGGUGGAUCCGUGACCACAUACUUGAGUACUGGACGCACGUAUAUUCCUGCUAUGUCUUCAGUCAGUAUCAUGAACAGACUUCUGAAGAUUUCUCCAGUUGGAGCUUGUAUUUUGGGCCCUGCAGUUGGAGCUGGUGCAGCACGAGCCACGCUUACUCACUUCGUAGUAGCGGUUGCUGGAUUGAGUCAACUUUUCGCUGCAGGUCCACCAGUCGUCCAAUACGCAACGUUUGAAACCGUUACCAAGGAAGAACUUGGUGGUUCUCAUAUCAUGGGUGCUAACGGCACAUUUGAUAACAUUGUUGGUUCUGAACUCGAAGCCUUCGAAACCAUGGCCAAAUGGUUGUCGUACCUUCCAACCAAUAGGCACGAGCUACCGGCUCGAAUCGCUCCUCCAAAAGCUAUUCCAGAUCAAUCCGUACUCCUCAACGCAAUCCCCAAAAAGAGACAACGACAAUACGAUCCUCGAACAGCCUACUUGUCAACCAUCAUGGAUCCCAACACAUUCUUUGAGAUUGGAACACACUGGGGUAACGAUCUCAUAACUGGAUUUGCUCGUCUCGAUGGAUGGUCUGUGGGUGUGAUUGCCGGUGAUCCACGAUUCAAUGGAGGAGCCACUUCCGCUGCUGCUUGUCACAAAGUGAACCGCUUCGUUCAAAUUUGUGACCAGUUCAACCUUCCUAUCUGCAACUUCAACGAUUGUCCAGGAUUUGCUGUUGGAACCAAGGCCGAAGCUGCCGGGACAAUUCGUGCUGGUUCAAGACUAGCAGUCACAGUAUACGAUUCGACCGUCCCAUGGUAUACGGUUAUUGUUAGACGGUUGUAUGGUGUUGCUGGUGCCAUUUUGGGAUGUCGUGGUGACGGUAACGUCGAAGGCGGAGGCAUAAACGUACGUUGCGCAUGGCCGUCCGCAGAAUGGGGAUCUCUUCCACUAGAGGGUGGUAUUGAAGCUGCAUACAAGAAAGAUUUGAUCAAGGAUCCUUCACUUCGAGAACGAUUGUUGGAACAGUUCAGAGAAGUUGCGUCUCCAUUCUUGACUGCUGAGGCAUUUGAUAUUGAAGAAAUGGUUUCACCGGCUGAUACGCGCGAACUGAUGGUUGAAUGGGUCAACUUGGUUUACAAGUAUAGAUUGCCUGAGCGUUUAGCUAAAGGUGGAAGCACUAUGACCUAUGCGCCUUAA
Messenger RNA from Synchytrium microbalum, 1749 nucleotides. RefSeq names its product acetyl-CoA carboxylase. Gene Ontology annotation, molecular function: propionyl-CoA carboxylase activity. The record is from RefSeq and is a predicted model, not a curated record. The transcript is spliced from 10 exons. The coding region runs from base 1 to 1749 and encodes 582 amino acids. Lineage: Eukaryota; Fungi; Chytridiomycota; Chytridiomycetes; Synchytriales; Synchytriaceae.